AGUGGCCUGGUUAAACUCAAUUUUGAAAUGCUGACUUUAUUCUGUUUAGUGUAAGAUGAGUUUUUCUGAGAAGUUUCCACUGUUAGGAAGCUCAGUUUUCCCUUGCUGUAUACAAAGGACUAUUUCAAAAGGGUGGUAAAACUGAAUAUUAAGGUUCUUAAGAUUCAUAUUUCCUGUUAUAUUACUGGAUGACUUGCUUUUGGGAUUUAGGAACAGUGAAGGCAGGAAACAGAAUAGUCAAGGAAAUAAGAAAACUUAUUUAGCUUCAGUGAGUCCCUAGUUCAAAAUCAGAUGUAUUUAUUUCAGUUUAAACUGGAGUUUGUCUUUUCAGCAUUAGUUAAUCCUUGGAACCAUUCAUACUUGAUUAAAAUACAUAGUUGAAAACUUUCCCUGUUUUUGAUGAGUUGAUUUUUGUUUUAACUGAUUCAAACUUUUUCAAGGUUUAGGCAAUGACAUCAUCACAGUUGUUGAUUAUUUGGUAAACUGUGACUUCUUGCAACAGAUUAGUGGCCCUGGUUUAUGUUCUUGUCUAGUAUGUUGUUAUCUAGACUAAGCUGUAAAAAUCUGUGAACACUGUUGCUCUGAGUUAGGAACAGAAUGGCUGGGGCAGAACCAUUUUUGGCAGAUGGCAAUCAGGAGUUAUUUCCCUGUGAAGUCUGUGGAAGACGCUUUGCAGCAGAUGUUCUGGAAAGGCAUGGACCAAUAUGUAAAAAACUCUUCAACAGAAAGCGUAAACCUUUCAAUUCUUUGAAGCAAAGAUUACAGGGCACCGACAUUCCUAAUGUGAAGAAGACUCCACAAUCCAAGUCUCCACCUGUGAGGAAGUCUAACUGGAGACAACAACAUGAAGACUUUAUUAACACAAUCCGAUCAGCAAAGCAGUGUACGCUAGCCAUUAAAGAAGGCCGACCCCUCCCACCUCCACCCCCUCCAACCUUGAACCCAGAUUAUAUUCAAUGCCCAUAUUGUAUGAGGAGGUUUAAUGAAACCGCAGCCGAGCGACAUAUUAAUUUCUGCAAGGAUCAGUCUUCUCGCCGAGUCUUUAAUCCAGCUCAGACAGCAGCCAAAUUGACAUCCAGAGCUCAGGGUAGGGCUCAGAUGGGUCCAAAAAAAGAACCAACUGUUACCAGUGCCGUGGGAGCUUUGCUGCAGAACAGGGCCCAGGUGGCCACAAGUGAAGUCCCAACCAAGUCCGGAUUAGCUAUGGACCCUGCUUCUGGAGCAAAACUCAGACAAGGAUUUAGUAAAUCUUCUAAAAAAGAUUAACUCCUAGAAGCCAGGCUGGCUCCCUGAAACCCAUCAGCCUGGAUAGCUGCAUACCCCAGAAUGCCACCUAAGGGGAGGGAACGGUAGAUGUGACAUCGGUUUAUAUACCCUUGAUUCUUCUUGAAGCAUCACUUAGAACAAGUAAAACUAGCUUCAAAUUUUUAUUUACUCCCUUUGAAUUUUUCAAAACAAAAGCAUGAAACACAUCAACCUGUAUAA
Macaca mulatta (Rhesus monkey) is the source of this 1485-nucleotide messenger RNA. It is a transcript of the gene ZC2HC1B, whose product is annotated as zinc finger C2HC-type containing 1B. Lineage: Eukaryota; Metazoa; Chordata; Mammalia; Primates; Cercopithecidae. The record is from RefSeq and is a predicted model, not a curated record.